Molecule: messenger RNA, 2408 nt
Organism: Notolabrus celidotus (New Zealand spotty)
Lineage: Eukaryota; Metazoa; Chordata; Actinopteri; Labriformes; Labridae
Gene: bbs4
Product: Bardet-Biedl syndrome 4
Exons: 16
Coding region: 96-1700 (534 amino acids)
Biological process (GO): protein localization to cilium; cilium assembly
Cellular component (GO): ciliary basal body
Molecular function (GO): protein binding
Source: RefSeq, a predicted model, not a curated record
AGCUCGUGCAGGGCGGCGCAGACGUUCAUGAAUACACUCCUCCGCAUUCCGCCGCUGUAUCCAUAGCAACAGCUUCUAGUGUAGGUCAUCCCAAGAUGGCGGACGAGGAAAGAUCCUCAGUGCUCACUGUUCCCACAGAAGCAAAGAAACGUCGAGCACCAAAAGCUCCAGAGCUUCCCAUUGUGGAAAGAAGAAACUGGCUGAUCCAUCAGCACUACAUACGCAAAGACUAUGACACCUGUAAGGGGAUCAUCAAAGAACAACUGCAGGAGACUAAUGGAAUGUGUGAAUAUGCCAUUUAUGUUCAAGCACUAAUCUUGCGUCUGGAGGGCAAGAUCCAACAGUCCCUGGAGCUGUUUCAGAGCUGCGCCAUCCUUAAUCCCAGCAGCGCUGACAAUCUCAAGCAAGUUGCGAGAUCACUGUUUCUCCUGGGAAAGCACAAAGCAGCUAUUGAAUUCUAUCAUGAAGCUGCAAGGCUCAACGAGAAAGACUGGGAGAUCAGCCAUAAUCUGGGAUUGUGCUAUUUCUUCAUCAAAGACUUAAAAAAUGCUGAAGAGCAUCUUAAUAUAGCUCUUCAGAUAAACAAGCAGGACAAGACUUUUAUGAUGCUCGGGAAGGUUCAUCUGCUGGCGGGAGAGACUGAUAAGGCCAUCGAUGUGUAUAAAAGGGCAGUGGAAUUUUCUCCGGAGAAUACUGAGCUGCUGACGACUCUUGGCCUGCUGUAUUUACAGCUUGGAAAAUACCAAAAAGCUUUUGUGCACCUUGGGAAUGCCCUCACUUUUGAUCCCAACAAUUAUAAGGCCAUCCUUGCUGCAGGCAGCAUGAUGCAGACUCAUGGGGACUUUGAUGUGGCCAUGAACAAGUACCGAGUGGCGGCAUGUGCUGUGCCCGAGAACCCCCCACUCUGGAACAACAUUGGCAUGUGCUUCUUUGGAAAAAAGAAAUACGUAGCUGCCAUCAGCUGCCUGAAGCGAGCCCACUACUUGUCUCCUUUUGACUGGAAGGUGUUGUACAACCUGGGACUGGUGCACCUGACCAUGCAGCAGUACGCCUCUGCUUUCCACUUCCUCAGUGCAGCCAUCAACCUGAACCCACGGAUGGGGGAACUCUACAUGUUGCUAGCAGUGGCUUUAACCAACUUGGAGGAUGAAGAGAACGCCACCAGAGCGUAUGAACAAGCUGUGAUAAUGGAUGAAUCCAACCCUCUGGUCAACCUAAACUUCGCCAUCUUCCUCUAUAAUCACGGUGAAAAGAAGAGAGCUCUGGACCAGUAUCAGGAGAUGGAAAGGAAAGUCAACCUGCUUCGAGAUAGCAGCAGCAGCUUUGACUUUGAUCCUGAGCUGAUGGACAUGGCUCAGAAGAUGGGGGCUGCCCUUCAAGUGACAGAGAGUCUGGUGUGGACUAAACCAGGCAAAGAUUCCAAAUCCAAACCAAACUCUGCAACAGCUACCAAAACACCUGGCGCUCCCCUCGGAACCAACCAAGCUCUGGGCCAAGCCAUGUCUUCUGCUGCAAGCUACAACAAGAACAUUCAGCUACCAACAGGAGUUUCUAAAAGCCCCUCCAUGCCCCUUGAGCCAGAACCAGAUGUGGAGAAUGCCCCAAGCCCGCCCAGUGAUCCUCCAGGCUCCCCAGAACCUGCAGAGGUAAUCAACCCCAAGCCAAAAACCUCCAGGAGGAAAACUAAGGUGGAAGAAUGAAUUAACAUUGCAGCUUCACCCUUAAGAUCACUCUGAUGUUGAAGUGGCAAAAAAAAGGUUCCUAAAUAGCAACCAAACUGUGUUUGUUGGUCAUUGUAGUCAGACAAAAGGAGUUAGAGGCCUCUGUACGAUGUCCAGACAUAUGUCCCAUACGAUCAUUGACUUAACACUGAAAAGGGCAACAUCAAUGUGCACCUCAGUUACACCAUCUUAUUCAGACAUAAUGAAUGUCAGUACAACACUACACUUUUUCAAUGAAAAUCAUAAGGUCCUCACCUUGUCCUGUGAAUCUGUGUAGAUGUGGCAGGUCUGGUUGGCCUACUCAACCAUUUUUGAUUGAAUGUUGCAGAUUUAAAAAUCUUUGGUGGACAUAAUGGAAACAAAGGCAUCUGUGCAGCUGUAAGUGUUUAUAUUUUGAUGAGCUAGCAAUAAGGUUAUGUGAGGGAUGGAUAUUUCUAAGAACUGUGUCAGUCUUGCAGCUGUUGACCAUCCCUACAGCUAAACAAAUGUGAAGGAAACGCAGGGACAAUCACUUCUAAAGUAGAAUGAAAUAAGUGUGUCUUAGGAGAGGUAGAGAAUACUGUCUGUAUGAUAGGGCUCUUUUUGAGGGUUGAGUUUAAAUAGUGACAUAUGCUUUUAUAUGUGAAUAAAUGUUAUGUUUAUAGAAGAGUAAUGUAUUUAUUAUUAAAAGAAUAACUUUAAAGAACA